GUCGACUGUUUGGUUCCACAUGUCCUUACAAAAAUCUUUUGUGCUCAAGAUAAUACCCAUACAGGUUUAGAAGGACAUGAGGUGUUUUGACCCCCUCCCCUCAGAAGGCGUGGUUCUUCAUGAAUGUCAGUGUUUGUAGGUAAGCGGACAGACUUGAUCCGCACCGCUAUCCGCAUUCUCCCCGGUUUAGGUUUAACAGCAACGUGAGCCAUGUCUUUCUUCUUUAAAGGAGUGGUUACAAGUUCUCCGGUGAAGACCAGGAGGCAGGAGGCUGAAUAUAUUUGUCACAGUCUUGACGUUUCCCACAUCUCUGACUCCUCCUUCGAGUGUUUCUCCACCAAUCCGCUGACAGGCUCUGUGUGUGUGUGCCGCCGAAGUCCCCGCCUACUAGCCAGUGGUUAUUAUGUUCUGACAGAGGACAGUUUUACCACAGAUGACGAGGGUAACGUCACCCUGACUCCCUCACACACCAGCGUCUCAUACAAAGAGAAUCUUGUCCGCAUAUUCAGACGAAAGCAUAGGGCAAGAAAAUCACCAGCAAGUCUUCUUAAUGAUGUAAACCAGCCAUGCCACUCCUGGCUGGAAGAAGGUGUAUUUAGAAGAUCUGACCCCAUUGUUCCCCUCCGGUCAUCACCAUGGGAAGAACUGGACAACAGUUAUGAGACAAACACAUCCGUCAGCUUCACCUAUGUUCCCACAGAUCUUGUUUCCUCCCCUGAUAAAAUGCCUCCUCAGACUCAGCUAGAAGAGGAGGAGCCUCCAUGUGAGUCUUGCUCCGCCCAUGAACAAUCAAACCAAUCAGUAAGCGGCCUCCUGGAUGUUCCUCCCCCAUCCAUGUGUCAUCUCAAUAGUUAUAGCUCAUCCAGCAAGACAUCAGAAACUGUGCUCUUGAAAGUCCUUCUCCUCAUCCUAACUUUGUGCCUCUGCAUUGCCAUCUCCUCCGGGUGGCUGCUGGGAGGUGUUUCUGCAGCAGUGGCGUUCAUGGUUCUGCUUUCAUCUAUAUGUAUGUCUAAACCUGGAGCUGCAGUGCGCUGGAGCAGAGCAAAGACUGAGGACAUCACCUCCAGAAACGAGUGAGGAGGAACCACACACACAUAAACACAUCUGUGUGAAGUCUGUCCUGAGUGUGUGGACACGCAUCCUGCAUCAGCGUUAAAAAUUUGUUAUAGAUGAGUUUUUGUGGUGGUGUUUGCACUGAUCAGCUAAAGAGUUCUGAAUAUAAUAAUUACUGAAGAGUGACAGAACCGGUGAUGGCAGAUGACUGUCACAGGAAAUGUUACAUGCUAAGAUUAGCAUGCAUUUUUAAAUAGAUGGACAUAUCAAUGAAAAAUGAUCAUUCUUUACAUUUUUAAGAAUUUGAUCAGUUUUCCUAAAUGAAAGAUUGCAUUGUGAGGGAGUCUUUGAGUCAGUGGAGAGGCCCUGCAUGACAGAGCAAAGAAGUCAAAUGUGCCAGUGGUGUUUGUAAAUGCAUCAGCUUGGCUUGGUUAGGCUCUUCAACAUGGUGACAUCAGGGCAUUAUGUGUUAUUGCCCAGCUUGUCUAGUCAGAUUAUCAGAUUCUAAAAAAUAUUUACUGCAAAACCUAGUUUAAUAUAAUAUUAUAAUGAUUUAGCAAGAAAUCUUUAACUUUUGAGAAAUUGUAGCAAAAGAAGUGCCAAUUUAGCUUUGCAGAGAUGCCUCAUAUUUGUCAAGUGCCUUUGUUAUAUGAAACAGGAGGAGUGUUAUUGGCAUUUUCCAGGGUUAAAGUCACAUAUCCGUGCUGUGUGAUUUAAGAGGGCUGCUGAAAUUUUAAGCACAAAGUGCUGCUUAUUUCACAGGGACUUAAGACAAUUAAACCCUGUUUGCAGGGAAUUAGUGCUGCCAAAGAAGAACAUGUUCUCAGUUUACUCUAUAAUAAGUGUAUAAUUUUGUCACGUUCACACAAGGCAACUGCUCUCACAGAAAGUUAAACUGAGUAAACUGUGAGUAGGAAGCAAUGUCUGUCACAACGUGACCAAAAUGCAUUAAGUGCAACUGAACUUGUAUCCUCUGAAGGGAAUGGCUAAUUUCUGAUAUUUUUAUUAGGAUGAUGAAAAGUUAUUUUUUUAUUACAAAGAGUCACAUGUUUUAGGACACGGUGGAGUUUUUUAAAGGCAGCUUGGUUUUGAAGAGUAAAGACAUUCAUGAGGAAACAAAAGCAAAGCAAGGAUAAAAUGAAGUGUUUAAAGUAGGAGUAUUUCAAUUUUAGAGGUCUAAGCUUAAAAAUCUGAAAGCAAACAUGUUUGAGACCAAGCCAAGGUAAAUAAGUGAAUUAUUCAAAAUGCAUUUAUCUUAGACAAUAGAUAUCUAAUGUGUUUAUAUGAAGUGUAUUGUCUUCGGUGUUUAUUGUAGAUGUGUUUGUAGUGUCCAUGAGCAAUGAAACAAGAAUGAAUAUUGCUCUAUAAAAAGUAAAUAUUUAUUGUAAAGUGUUCUGUAGAAAAGGUAUCAUUAUGUGGGGCCAAUCACAGAAAGUUGAAAGGUAAGCUGAAAGGAUUUAAGCUGUUUCUCAGCAAAACCGUACAUUAUUUACAUUAUACAAUAUAAUAUUAAAGGGCUGACGACGCCACCUAUGGGCAAAAAGUUAAAAGUAAUUCUAUUUACUGACAUUAAAGAGCUUGUCCUUAAAUCCUUAUCCUUAUCCUUAUGUCCAAUCAGAUUUACAAAACAUUUACAUAGUGUUUUUGUUGCCGUGCCAGGUCCUGUAAUUGCUGCUUGCAGCUAUAUUUAUAAUAAUAAUUAUUGUUAAUACAACAAUCAGUUAGAUGAGGGAUAUAAGCAAUUAGUCCAUUAUAUCCCAUUAGAAAUGGGAUAAGAAAAAUGUUGAAAAAAAUACAGAAAAGAAAAAAAUAUGUUUUUAUUUAUUACUGUUUUUCAAAUUAUAUAACUAAUAAGUUACUGGGUACAGAGUUAAAAGGCAAGAUGAUUCCAAUACGACUGUUUUAAACGAUUGACAUAUUAUGAUUGGAUGUAAUUUAAAUGCAAAAGCAUGUUGUACAAUUAAGAUGGAACUGCAAAAAGCACAUCUCCAGCUUGCACUAAACAGGACUCAUAAUGUGUUCACUGAUCAGUAAUCUGUUGAAGAAUUCAGCGAGGCAAAUUAUUAUAGAUGACUGCGUAAACCUGUAACUGCAUUUAACAAUCUGUGUCACAAGAGAGCUAAAGAUUUACAAUAAAUAGUAAAAACUUUAGUUAUUAUGUUUUAUUCCACUGCAUGUGAAAGAAAAAUGUGAAAUUUAUGUGGUUCAUGUAUACACUGUAAAAUAUAAUUUUAAAAGUAAAUGCAUUUAUGUAAUUUGCACAAACAUAAUUUGCCAUGUUAGAAAGUAUUAAAGGAGUGAUAGGCCUUAAAACAGAUGUGUUUUAUAAGGUUGAUAGUUUUACAGUGUAUUUUGAAAAAACCCUGUAUUGUCCAUUUUCAAUAAUAAAGCUUUAUAUAUAAAUAUAA
Cyprinus carpio (common carp) is the source of this 3461-nucleotide messenger RNA. RefSeq names its product transmembrane protein 71-like. The record is from RefSeq and is a predicted model, not a curated record. NCBI's taxonomy places the organism in Eukaryota, Metazoa, Chordata, Actinopteri, Cypriniformes, Cyprinidae.